AUGCAGUGGGUCACAAAGAGAAGGGGUGAAGGAGGAGACACAGGCAAAGAAUCUCACAUGUCUGCCACCUCCUUGCCACUGACAUAUAUCGCAUUUGCCUCCCUCUUCUUCAUUCUGGUUUCCAUCACUACCUUUUGCCUGGAGACCCAUGAGAGAUUUAAUCCCAUCGUUAACAAGACGGAGACGGAAAUUGUUGGGAAUGAUACCCACGUGCGCAUCUACCGGGAGGCGGAGACAGAGGCCUUCCUAACCUACAUUGAAGGGGUCUGCGUCGUUUGGUUUACUUUUGAGUUCCUAAUGAGGGUCAUUUUCUGCCCGAACAAGACGGAAUUUAUCAAAAACACCUUGAACAUCAUUGACUUUGUGGCCAUUCUGCCUUUCUACUUGGAGGUUGGACUCAGUGGCCUGUCUUCCAAAGCUGCUAAGGACGUCUUGGGCUUCCUGCGGGUCGUCCGAUUCGUACGAAUCCUGCGAAUUUUCAAGCUGACCCGCCACUUUGUAGGGCUGCGGGUCUUGGGUCAUACCCUCCGUGCCAGCACAAACGAAUUCUUGCUGCUCAUCAUCUUCUUGGCAUUGGGCGUCUUAAUCUUUGCCACAAUGAUCUACUACGCCGAGAGAAUAGGUGCUAAACCCAAUGAUCCUAGUGCCAGCGAACACACACACUUUAAAAACAUCCCCAUUGGCUUCUGGUGGGCUGUAGUCACCAUGACUACCCUGGGCUACGGAGACAUGUAUCCUCAGACUUGGUCAGGCAUGCUGGUGGGGGCCCUCUGUGCUCUUGCAGGCGUGCUGACCAUUGCCAUGCCUGUACCCGUCAUUGUGAACAAUUUCGGAAUGUAUUACUCCUUAGCUAUGGCUAAGCAGAAGCUACCAAAGAAAAAAAAGAAGCAUAUCCCACGGCCGCCCCAGCCGGGAUCCCCCAAUUAUUGUAAAUCUGUCAUAAACUCUCCACACCACAGUACUCAGAGCGACACAUGCCCACUCGCCCAAGAAGAAAUGUUAGAAAUUAACAGAGCAGGUAGGAAACCUCUUAGAGGAAUGUCCAUCUGACCUUUAACCUCCAUCCUUUGUAGAGAUUGAAAGAUUCAGUCAGACUGCUUUCUUAGCGCAAUGGGUAGCACAUUAUCCCAUUACUGUCCCAC
Messenger RNA from Zootoca vivipara (common lizard), 1142 nucleotides. Its product is annotated as voltage-gated potassium channel KCNC1. The record is from RefSeq and is a predicted model, not a curated record. Gene Ontology annotation, cellular component: postsynaptic membrane; presynaptic membrane; neuronal cell body membrane. Lineage: Eukaryota; Metazoa; Chordata; Lepidosauria; Squamata; Lacertidae. Gene Ontology annotation, biological process: action potential; potassium ion transmembrane transport. Gene Ontology annotation, molecular function: delayed rectifier potassium channel activity.